Molecule: messenger RNA, 693 nt
Organism: Racocetra fulgida
Lineage: Eukaryota; Fungi; Glomeromycota; Glomeromycetes; Diversisporales; Gigasporaceae
Source: the annotation of a GenBank genome assembly
AUCCGAAUGAAGAUGCUGGAUUCCAAUUUGCAAAAUCACAAAAUGGUCCCAGCGGUGUAUUUGAUGGCGGUCAAUACGGUAGAUCAAAUUUGGCUCAUGCCCCAACGGAUAGUACGGAAGAUAAAGAUAGUGCGAUAACUGCUUCAGAUGCCAACACCGAUGCGAGUUUACAUGGAUCGGACCGAUCAGAAGGUGAAUCAACCGAAGAGGAAUUAAUUAUUCCUCCACCUCCACGUAAAAUACCUGAACCAGAGGAACCAGAUAAUCUAAAAAUCAUUUCUGCUCCACAAACUUUUCAGCUUUCUCAAAGUAAUCGUAAGUUACCUGUCACUUCUACAUCUCAGACAUCAAAAGUCCCCCCGGCCGCUCGUACAAAACGAGUUACGUCACCGAAACAACGACUUCAACCUAAUCAGAAACCUCAAAAUAAAACGCCAAAGCCCAAAAAAUCAUCACGCAUUGACGUUACAGAAAUUGACACACAGGAAUUGAGCCAUUCAUCUGAGUCUUCAGUGGCAACUUCUGUAGGCCCUAAACCAAGAUAUGGUACAAGUCAAUCGAGUGAAUUAACUGGAUCUGAAGAGAGUGAUUCUGAUGGCACUAUAGAAGAGAAAUAUAGCGAAGAACUAAUUAAUUAUAUGGUAGAAGUAUAUCAACGUCAAAAACGUGUUGUGGAUGAUUACGAGAGAAGAU